CACGCGGCCGGUAGGGAGUGAGAGAGCAAUAAACAUUAAACCCAGGAGAGAACCCAUUCGGAAUAUAUAUUUUAUAUUAUAAUUAGAUUAAAACAAGGCAGACAAAUAAACAAGGGAGAUUACAGUUAAUUAUAGUUUCAUCUAUGAUUAAAUUGUUAAUUAUAUGUGGUCGUGGUACAGUUGUUCGUUUAAGAGCAUGUUUCUGUCAGGAAGUUAUCAGAAGCCGGUAGUGCAGUAGCUAGCUAACGUUUUCGCCGGGGACGGGCGGACCUCUUUGUCUGACAGGGGAAAGGAACUCGUGCUCUUUUGUUUUGCAUUGUCUUUGUUUAGUGGGCUAAAGGGAACUCUAGGAUCAGCGUUUCUCUUUAUUGACGUUCUUCCCCACAAAAAUAAAAAGAUGCAAAACGUGAAGAAAUACUUCACAGAGGGACUAAUCCAGUUUACGAUCUUACUCAGUUUGAUCGGAGUUCGCGUGGAUGUCGACAGUUACUGGAACGGCUACUACUCACCGCUAGAGAUUAACGACGGUCCCAGCUCAGCCUUUAUCCAGACACCGUUUCACAGUUUGAGGGACAAUUGGGACGGGUACAGCGUGCACCCCAAAUGUCCGGAGUUGGACUAUUUCUUCGCCAGCCGUCGGCUUCUGGACGAGGUGAGGGCUCUUGGGUCGCCCGCCCGGUUCCCUACGCAGUUGAGCGCGUGGCUCGUGCACCAAGUACCUGACAGAUCGGAAUUCGGAGAGCCACCGAACAGCACGAGUAGCAGUAAUGUUAACGCGGGGCUGUCGUCAGAGAGCACCGGGGAAGAGACCAACGACUCUGACCUUCUCGCCGAGGACGAGAACUGUUCUACUGUUAGCGCUAGGUUGAGAGGCCGGCAGGAGGAGUGCCAGACUGCCACCCAACUAAGCACUGAGCCGGGGCCUUAUCCCAGCACCGGAGCCUGCGAGAUACCCAAAGAGGAGGUUGAGUUACUGAAUGGGCAGAUUGAUGGUGAUGAAGCCAGAGAGGAACCGGUUUCCCUGACUCAGCUGGCUCUCAGUUCAGCACUAGAACAAGAGGGUUUGUUCACUAGCGGAGCGUCUCCCGCUUGUCCUGAGGACCCCCGCCCCCCUGCCAUCGACAUCCACCAGCACUGGAGCCACUUCCUGUCUCUACCCGUCUCUGAAUUUGACGAUUUAGACCCACUGGUUCCUCAGCAGCUGUCUGACCUCGACGCCGACAUCUCCAGCGCCAUCAGCCAGGACGUCAGUCUCCGCGACGCCAUGGUAACAGGUUCCACCUACGAUAUGAUCCCACCAAGGGGUGGAGUCAGGACCCUGGUUGCCCGGCAACCAAGAGGGCCCCUUUUCCAACUAGAGUCCACAAACUCCUCUGACUCGUCACCAGGGACGACCACAGGGCUGGCCGCACUACCAUUUACCACAGUGGUCAACGGAACGAGUAACGGAACGUUGUCCCAUGGUGCACUAGGUGGCUGUCUGGAUGAGGCAGUGUUUGACCAGAUCAACCUACUGGGGCUGGAGGGCUGCCUGGACAAUAUGGAUGCCCAGCUGCUGGGGAAUCUGCAAGGCAUCGACCCUCGGGUCCUGGGGGACCUUGACUCAGACUCCGGCCUCUCUCUGGAGAGCAGCUCUCGAGGCCCGACCUCCCCAGGUGCGUCGGAGGUGUCGUCAGCGUCUUCCAGUUCGUUCUGUGAGGACGAGGGCGGAGCUACGGGCUACAGCAGCGAGGCGGACUCCCUCCCUUCAAAGGACAUUGCCGACUACGACACAUCAUGGUCACCUGUGGACCUCAGUGAGAGUGUGUGGCAUGACCACAGCUACUCCACCCCAGCCUUCUCCCACCCAUCAGCCACCACAUUCCCCCACAAAACCAUCAAACAGGAGCCUUUCAGCGACGAAGACGAUGACGGGGAGGAUUACGAAGAUCGAGAGCUUAGCCGCGACGAACUCCGCGCCCGGGCGUUGCACGUCCCGCUCUCGGCAACGGAGAUCGUCAGCAUGCCUGUGGAGGAAUUCCUGGAGCUGCUGGAGGGGCGUGGCCUAUCUGCAGCCCAGGUCACCCUCCUGAGGGAUAUCCGGAGGCGAGGGAAGAACAAGCUGGCGGCACAGAACUGCCGCAAGCGCAAGCUGGAUGCCAUCACAGGGCUCCAGGAGGAGGUGGAGAGGCUGCAGGCACAGAGGAACCGGCUGCUCAGGGAGAGGCAGCACACGGCCAAGGCUCUGGGAGCUGCAGGCCAUCGCAUGGAGCACCUCUCCAGGGACGUCCUUUCCAGGCUGAGGGACGACUCUGGACGACCCCUGACCCCAGAGAGAUACACCCUGCAGUGUGGGGCCAAUGGGAGGGUCGUGGUACAGCAGAUCAGGCGGCCUGGUGUUGCCUCGACGACAGCUGGAGGUAAAACGGACAAGAGGAAGAAGGAGAAGAAGCCUUGAUGCUGGGACUUGAAGUUUUAAGGAUGUGCUAUUGUUUUCUCUGAACUUAUGGGCCAGAUUCUGGUCAUGUGACUGUGUUUCCGGAUCUUUCUCUUCCUUCUUGUCCGGACUCUCCGACCUUGGGAGCCUGAAAGGACAGAAACGCAGAAAAAAUUUAAACCCAAAAACGUGCAUGUAAAUACAAAUAUUAUGGAUUAUGUGUGAAUGAUGGAGAUUUUUUUUCUGGAAAAAGAAACGUAGCUCAAACACUGGACUCUAAUGGUUUCUUGCUAUAUAAAUGAAAGAGUUUUAUCAUUUAAAGCAUUUCUUACAAGGAGAAUUGUAAUAUUUCCAACUAAAAUAAAUUAUAGGCUAGUUAAAAAGAAAGGGAAUUCCAAUUAUAUAGCUUAAAGGCUUAAUGCAGACUUUUUUUUAUAUCAAAAAAUUUCUGCGUGACAAUGAAGUAUCUUACUGUAAUAGUUUUCCAUUAAAAUGCUGGCAAGAA
Salvelinus sp. IW2-2015 is the source of this 2921-nucleotide messenger RNA. RefSeq names its product endoplasmic reticulum membrane sensor NFE2L1. The record is from RefSeq and is a predicted model, not a curated record. Gene Ontology annotation, cellular component: nucleus. Gene Ontology annotation, biological process: regulation of transcription by RNA polymerase II. Lineage: Eukaryota; Metazoa; Chordata; Actinopteri; Salmoniformes; Salmonidae. Gene Ontology annotation, molecular function: RNA polymerase II cis-regulatory region sequence-specific DNA binding; DNA-binding transcription factor activity, RNA polymerase II-specific.